Messenger RNA from Necator americanus (New World hookworm), 480 nucleotides. RefSeq lists its product as uncharacterized. The transcript is spliced from 5 exons. Lineage: Eukaryota; Metazoa; Nematoda; Chromadorea; Rhabditida; Ancylostomatidae. The record is from RefSeq and is a predicted model, not a curated record. The coding region runs from base 1 to 480 and encodes 159 amino acids.
AUGUCAAAAGAGAAAAAGAAAGAAGCCGGAUCAGCCUCAGCUAGCAAUGCUCCAAGCAGUCAACCAAAGGAUGAAGCCUACUUACUUAAUAGACCUGGGGAACCAGAAUUCAAAAUGACAGUAACUCCACUAAAAGUGAUAUUUCAAUGUACGCCCGAGAAGAAACCCGUAUGGAGCGAUGUGCGGGUUACAAACCCCACAAAAGAAAAACAAAGUUACAAGGUGAAAUGCACGUCAGCCGAUAUAUUCAGAGUACAACCACCCCUAGGAUUCAUAAAACCUGGUGAGACGGGGACUAUUCGAAUGUGGUUCCAGAACAAAGAAAUCCCCGAAGGUCACCGACAUUACUUUGCAAUUUACCACGUGAAAUGUACGGAAGGAAAGACCGUGAAAGAAAUAUGGACGAAAUCCGUUAAACCUGAUGGAGUGAAACGGAUUGCAGCAGUUUUUGAAAAACUUCCUCCACCUGAAGAGAAGUAG